This is a messenger RNA of Erigeron canadensis, 2085 nucleotides long. Its product is annotated as RNA N6-adenosine-methyltransferase mettl16. Gene Ontology annotation, molecular function: 23S rRNA (adenine(1618)-N(6))-methyltransferase activity. Gene Ontology annotation, cellular component: nucleus. Gene Ontology annotation, biological process: rRNA base methylation. NCBI's taxonomy places the organism in Eukaryota, Viridiplantae, Streptophyta, Magnoliopsida, Asterales, Asteraceae. The transcript is spliced from 11 exons. The coding region runs from base 22 to 1428 and encodes 468 amino acids. The record is from RefSeq and is a predicted model, not a curated record.
ACAGAAAAGAGGGAAGAGAGAAUGGGGAAAAAGAGAAAGAGGGAGGAAGAGAAACAUCCCCGGAACAGAUACUCGGACAACCCACCGGACUUUAGUGAAUUAGCGUCUUUAUACCCUUCAUUUGGAUCAUACGUUUUUUAUUCUCGAGAUGGCAAACCAAAGAUCGAUUGGAAAGACUUCAAUGCCACUCGUGAGCUCACCAGGGUUUUGCUCCUUCAUCAUCACUCCGUCACUUGGUGGAUUCCUGAUGGACAGCUCUGCCCCACGGUACCCAAUAGAUCUAACUAUAUUCAUUGGAUCGAAGACCUUUUAUCGUCUAACAUCAUUCCCAAUACCCGACAAGACAAUAGUCUCGUAAAAGGACUUGAUAUCGGUACUGGGGCCAAUUGUAUUUAUCCUCUACUUGGUGCAUCUCUUCUUGGUUGGAGCUUUGUUGGAACAGAUGUGACAGAUGUAGCUCUAGAGUGGGCCGACUGGAAUGUUAAGAAUAACCCACAUAUUUCCGAAUUAAUUGAGAUUCGAAAAGUUGACUUUGAGCAAGAGCUGACUCAUCAACACACAAACAGCAUUGAAAGUAGUACGGAUAUAACGGGUAAUACAGAGCAUCCAAAACAAGCAUCAUUUGGAAAUUCAAACAAGAGCUACAAUGGGCCUCCGAUACUUCUAGAUGUUGUCAAGGAGGGUGAGAAGUUUGACUUUUGUAUGUGUAAUCCUCCUUUUUUCGAGACAAUGGAAGAAUCAGGGCUUAAUCCGAAUACAUCUUGCGGGGGAACCCCAGCAGAGAUGGUUUGCCCUGGUGGAGAACAAGCUUUUGUCAGUCGCAUGAUACAAGAUAGCAUUCAACUUAAACAAUCUUUCAGGUGGUACACAUCAAUGGUUGGAAAAAAAUCAAGUUUGAAAAGCUUGACAUCAAAGCUUCGUGAGGCGGGAGUUACAGUUGUUAAGACUACUGAAUUUGUUCAAGGUCAAACAUGUCGAUGGGGAAUUGCGUGGUCGUUUGUUCCUCCAAUUAAGAAGAUAAUAUCAUCUCAUGUGGCCUCAAAGAAUGUCCUCACCUUCAUGCUUGAGGGAAUCCAACGCAAGUUCAGUGCAUUUCAUGUUCUCAACUCAAUUGAAUCCUUCUUUCAAGCGAGUGGUGCAUCUAGUAAUAAAAAUGCUGCCUUAUUUUUUAUUGAUAUACACGCAACCAUGUCUGACUGCAAAGAAAUCUUGAAGAAUAACUCUGGGAAUUUGAAGGAAAUUGAGUGGGGUGAGGGAUUGAAUGUUUUGCAUUUUCGUGUAACGGUCUUUGAGCAGAUUCCUGGCACCCUUUUAGUUAGAGGAUCCUUGAAACCUGGAGAGACCUCCGUGCCAGGGUUACUUUCGUCAAUAUUCCUGCAGGUGGAAGAUGCUUUGAGAAAAGAGUUUUGUCCAAAAAAGGUAAAUUAGAGAUCCUUUGGGAGGAAUUAUGGAACUUGCAAACUAGCGAUCUAAGAGGAAUGUUGUACUUUGAAGUUUCAACCAGGUAAAGGGUUUCAUGGCCAAAAGGAUGUGAUAAAGUUAAACUUUAAUAGUUCAUAAUGUGGAAUCCGGAUUUUUCAAGAGGUAUUAAGUUAUACAAUAUUGAUAAAGAAAUGAUCCAGUAUGUGGUUAGUGAUGAUGUGAAAUAGCACGUGUACCAAGGGAAGCUUGCGAUGUUCCAUUUUGUUUAUAAGCUGUAUGAUAUCAUGUUUUGAUUUUGGUUUGCUUGUCAAAUUUAGUAGUGGUUUUAAACUUUUAAUUAGCACAUCUUAGUCUGUUUUGGUAUGGUCUUUAGAGUUCCAAUUCGUGAUAUGGAUUAUGUUGUUUGGGGUGGUUAUUAAUAUGACUUGCCUAUUAUCCUAGAAUCAUUUAAAUAUAGUCGGUUUUUUAUUUUAGGAACAUUUGUCAAAUUCAUUACAUUUUAAUAUUUAUUAGUCCACAAAUAAUAACAGUCACAAUAUCUAACGGACGGGUAUAGAAUUCACAAUACCAUGAACAAAGAAACGGAUCCAAACACAACAGAUGAGUACAUGAUAAAGAAAGUUAAAAAAGAUACUGUAGAACCUGAUAGAAGAAUAGUCUUGG